AUGUUCACUCCAGCAAGGCGGCGCUGUGUCAGCGCAAUCAAGAACUCUCGUUCCGCAGAAGUUUCCAUUCCCGCAUUCCUCCUCCCGGCUUUCCAGCAGCAAUCGUCGUCCUUUUCUACCUCGUCGCCAUGUCAGUCAAAGAUUGGUAGCGCACCGCUAUCAUUGCCUCCGGAUGUCAAGUUCAACAUCGUCGAAGCGGCCGUUCAGAAGAAGGGUGCCAGAGUCAGCCGUACACAGGAAGGCGCAACAAUCCACAUUGAGGGCCCUCUUGGAAAGCUGUCUAUGCCCAUCCCCGCAUACAUGAAUAUUGUCUCGGACGAAGCAAAACGCACAUACAGCUUGAGCAUUCUGGACCAGGAGGAGAGAAAGCAGAGGGAGAUGUGGGGCCACUCUGCCAUCCUUCGUCUUGUUGGUGUCGGUUACCGUGCAACCGUCGAAAAGUCCGCCGUCACAAAACAGCCCGAGUACCCUGGCCAGGAGUUUGUCUCUCUCAAAGUUGGCUACUCACAUCCCAUCGAACUCGGUGUACCUAAGGGUGUGAAAGCGAGCACCCCUCAGCCUACACGCAUUCUGCUUGAGGGCGUCGAGAAGGAGGUUGUGAAGCAAUUCGCUGCCGAGAUCCGUGCAUGGAGAGUGCCCGAACCCUACAAGGGAAAGGGUAUUUUUGUCAACGACGAAACCAUCAAGCUGAAGGCCAAGAAGAUCAAAUAG
This is a messenger RNA of Aureobasidium musti, 711 nucleotides long. The record is from the annotation of a GenBank genome assembly. NCBI's taxonomy places the organism in Eukaryota, Fungi, Ascomycota, Dothideomycetes, Dothideales, Saccotheciaceae.